This is a messenger RNA of Closterium sp. Naga37s-1, 2505 nucleotides long. The record is from the annotation of a GenBank genome assembly. NCBI's taxonomy places the organism in Eukaryota, Viridiplantae, Streptophyta, Zygnematophyceae, Desmidiales, Closteriaceae.
AUGCUUCUAUUCAGACCGCGCUCUUAUGUCGCUCGAAUUCCUUUGCUCUCCCCUCAUCCACCCGCUUCUUCGUUCCGUCUCCUUGCCGAGGAAACGUCGACGUGUCCAGUCCGUGCGAGCGACUCGGUCGAGCGAGUUCAGACGGCAACGGGCGUGGUGCAGGUGACGGUGUGCGGCGAUCGCGGCAACCCGCCUCUCAUCACCUAUCACGACGUUGGGCUCAAUCAUUCCACGUGCUUCCAAGGCCUCAUGCUCUGCGCCGACACUUCCGCGCUGCUUCUACGAAACUUCUGUAUAUUCCACGUCGACGCGCCGGGUCACGAGGAGGAUGCGGAGGAGAUCCCCUCAUCACAGCCGCUGCUGCGCGCGGACGAUCUGGCGGAGCAGGUGGCGGAGGUCGCGCGCCACUUCGCGCUCGCUGACGUCACGCUCAUGGGCGUCACUGCGGGCGCCUACGUCCUCACGCUCUUCGCUUUAUCCCACCGCCAUCUGGUGCGCGGGCUCAUUCUCGUGUCUCCUCUGCUCUCGCCGCCCUCCUGGUCCGAGUGGGCGCACAACAAGGUAACCAUGAGCGUUCUCUCCUAUUACGGCAUGACGUCAUACAUCAAGGACUCGCUAUUCGAUCGAUACUUCUGCCCCGCCACGGCAGGCUUCCACGGGCCGGCAUCAGAUGCGCUCAUGUCCUUCCGCAGGGAGCUAGAUUAUCUUGAGCCAGAGAAUCUCAUGCGCUACUUCUACGCCAUUCAGAGGCGAAGGAACCUGCUGCCUCUGCUGGCGGCGCUGCAGGUGCCAGUGCUGCUGGCGGUGGGUGACUCGUCCCCCUUCAACCCCCAAGCGCGCUCCGCCUUCCACCACCUGCACGCCCAGACCUCUGCUGCUUUUUACGAAAAUCCGCUGCUUGCUCCUGGCGCCUCUGUUUGCUCCUCCUCAACUGCUUCUCCAUCUCCCUCUCCCUCCUCCUCUCCCUCGCCUUCGCCCUCUCACUCUCACUCUGACUUUCUAUCUGAGGAGGAGGAAGGGGGGUUGGAACAUUCGGAAGAGGUGGGUGGAAGGGAUGCGAGGGGCAGAAGGAGCAAAGGUGGGUCAGCCGCAGUGGCUGAGUGCGACAGGGUGGGAGGAGGGAGGAGGUGUGAUGGGGAGUUACGGCGAGGGCAGACGGGGACUGAAGGUGCUGUCACGUUGGCUGUGGACGGGGAGGGGGAUGGAGGCAGGGAGGAGAGGCGGGCAGGGAUAGAGGAGCGGGAAUGGGAGGAGGGGAGUGCGAGUGAGAAGGGGAGGGAGAGUGAGGAGGAGAGCAGAAGGUGUGCAAGGGAAGGAGCUAGCAGUAACAGCAGGUGCGAGAGUGAAGAGUUCAGUAUCAGCAGUAGCAGGUGCGAGAGUGAAGGGGGUAGCAGCAGCAGGAGCGUGGUGUGGGUGGAGGUGGAGGCGUGUGGCUCGCUGGUCACAGAAGAACGACCCCACACGCUCCUCCCUGCCCUCUGCCACUUCAUCUCACAGCUCUGCCCAGCUGUCAGCCACCCGUGGGACAGCUGUCAGCGUGCGGAGAUAGGAGCGUGUGCACCAUGGGAGGGUGGGUCGGCAGAAGGAACGGAGCAGGGGGGUUGGGAAGGGCAGGAGAGUGAGCAGCAGGGUCAGCAGGAAUGGCAGCGUCAAGAGCAGUGGGCAAAACUCGUGAAUGCGCAGCAGCAAGAGCAGCAGGAUGAGCAAGCUGCAGUGCGCUUGUCGUCGACAAGGCUUCGCAGCCACCGCAACUCGGCCUUCUGCAUCCCGUUCUUCCAACCUACCUCCUCUCAGCAACAGCAGCAGGAGCAGCAAGACCAGCAGCAGCAAUCCCAUGCCCACACCUCCAGAGUAUCCCACCUCUCCUGCACACUCCUGUCCCCUACUCUCUCACACCCCCUCAAGUCACCAUUCGUCUCAGGCUCCCACCUCCCCUCUCCCUCCUCCUUCCCGACCCUCAUCUCCCCUUCCUCCUCCUCCCCCUCUACCUCAACCCCCUCCCUCUGCACGCCCUUCUGGACCCCGGCGUGCACCCCAGCUGCUUUGUCGCCUACCUUCACCCCAGCUGCUGUGUCACCUGUGUGCAUUCCUGCACCUGCGCUCAGCCACCCACCCAUGGCCAACCACAGCAGCAGCAGCGGCAGCAGAAGCAUGUCGGCAGCAGUUGGGCCGGUGGUGCCACAGCCAUUGGCAACAGCUGCAGUAGCGAAAGGAUUUGGGCAGCAGGCAUGUGCAAGGGAGUGUGGGGGGCACAUUCCGGUGUGGCAGCGUAGGGAGGAUGUAUUGGUGAGGCAGCAGCAGCAGGAGCAGCAGCGAGAGAGGGAGUGGGAAAGGGAGAGGGAGAGGGAGUGGGAAAGGGAGAGGGAGAGGGAACAGAUGCUUCUGGAGGUGGAGAGGAGGAAGCUGCAGCCGGUGCGCACGAGUGGCGAGACGAGGAGGUGGGAGGAGGAGCAGGAGGCACAGGGGAUGGGGUUUGAACAAGUGUGUGGGUCACCCACAAGCUGA